UGUUAUUCUUGCAUGCAAUUUAGUCUAUAACUUUAGUAUAGAGCAGCUCUUACAUACUUUCUGCUAAAUCAGUCAGUCCAUUCCGUGUAAUCCAAUUCACGUUUCUCAUAAGGAAAAUUGAGAUUGAUCGAUUUAUUUGGCUCUCUAUAUAACAAAUUGCAGCUUGAUUUCAAUAAAAAUGACCAAAAUCAGUUUAGUGGAUUCUGUCAAAGAACUUUCAUUCGUAGUGUUUUAUGGGAGCCAGACAGGUCAAGCGGAGGCUAUUGCGGAGUCCAUUGUCCAGGCGGCUCCGACUUAUGACUUUAAAACGCAAGCCUUUCCACUUAAUGAUAUUCGAGAUGUAAAAGAACUGACGCUGUUCAACUCUCCGAUAGUGAUAGUUUCAUCCACAACUGGAGACGGAGAACCACCUGAAAACGGGGACCGAUUUUGGAGAAAAAUUAGGAGAAAGGCACUCUUACCAGAUUCGCUGGUUACAGUUCAUUACACAGUAUUAGGCCUUGGAGAUACAAAUUAUAAUCAAUUUUGCAACUGCGGAAAAGAACUUAAUAAACGGUUCCAGGAGCUUGGAGCCACUGCUUUUUACCCUCCUGGCUGGGCGGAUGAUGCUGUUGGAUUAGAGUUGGUUGUGGAAGAUUGGAUUGAAGAUUUGUGGACCUCGCUUUCGAGACUUUUGAGGCCAGAAAGUGUUGACACUAUGAUGGCUACGAAAAACAAAGAAAGCGCCAGAGGAGGACUCCAACUCCCUGUUUGUCCCCCUGAAUCGUUACUCUUGGAAUUUGAUAAUAAUUUAAAAGUGAUGCCUGUGGAUUUGGAAGAUCCCAUUCAGCCGUACCCACUCAUUGAAGGGCUACCUGUCACUGCCCAAAUUUCAAAGGCAAGAUGUCUCACUCAGCCUGGAGCUGUCAAAACUGCGCUGGAGAUAACCUUAAAAUUCCAAUCACUGAAGUUUGACUUUGAACCUGGUGACGCCAUCAGUGUCGUGUGUCCCAACGAAGCUGAUGAAGUGGAUCGAUUAAUCAAAAGACUAAAUUUAUCUGAAGUUGCAGACAAAAUUGCAAUUCUGAGCGUGAAACAAGGUGCCAAAGGAAAGAUUCCGGUCUUUCUCCCCCCAGGAAUUUCUAUACGGCAAAUAUUCCUCUACUUUAGUGACAUUCGAACUCCGCCAAAAAAGAACUUUUUACGACUUCUGUCCGAGUUUACUAGCGUCGAAUCGGAAAAGAAUAAGCUGCUAGAGCUAUGCAGCAGACAAGGGGGGUCUUUAUUUGAAAGCACGAUCCGAUUUCCAGGACUUUCUUUGCUGGACAUUCUCCUGGAAUAUCCAUCUUGCAAUCCAUCGCCACAAGCCCUAAUUGAACAUCUACCGCGACUCAUUCCACGUGCCUAUUCGAUUUCUUCAUCACCUCUUCAAAACAAAGACUCCUUCACUUUUGUUUUUAAUGUGAUUACAUUCACAGAGGCGGAAGGGAGAAAGUAUUCCAGAGUUGGAGUUUGUACAGGCUGGCUCUAUAAACUUGUGCGGAAAAUGUUGAUUACUCAUACAAAUGAUGAUAAUGCUUCUGCCAUAAGUGACGAGGAAAGCUUGCUAAAUUCAGACUUUGCAAAAAUAUCUAUUCAAGGAGAGAGUAGAGAUGAUGCGAUGUCUGACCAGCAGAUUGUAAUUUAUCGACGUAAGAAUCAUAAUUUCAGGCUUCCGACUGAUUUGUCAAGUCCAAUGAUAUUAGUGGGCCCAGGAACUGGAAUUGCUCCUUUCGUUGGAUUUGCACAACAUAGAAACGAGCAAAAAAAGAUGGGCCACAAUGAAGUGGGAGAGAUGUUUGUCUACUUUGGUUGUCGACAUCAAGCUUUGGAUUACCUUUAUGCAAAUGAACUUGACACCUUAGUCAAAGAAAAUGCCAUAACUGGAUUGUAUACUUCAUUUUCCCGUGAUUCUGAUGAUCAAAAAUAUAAAUAUGUUCAGCAUAACAUGGAAAAGAACAAGGCAGAAGUAGUCAGCAUACUAUUUGAGAAAAACGGCUAUCUGUACGUUUGUGGAGAUGCGAAGAAUAUGGCAAAAAAUGUUAGAGAAGUGUUGACACAGUGUGUCCAAUCAAUUAAAGGUGUGUCUGAGGAGGAAGCAAAGACAUUGGUGACCGAGUUAGUUUCUCAGAAAAGAUAUCUUCAAGAUGUGUGGAGCUAAUUUUUUCACAUUUUUUGUGGUGAAGGUCCACCCUGAAUAAAGACUAAGAUUUCAAAUGAG
Molecule: messenger RNA, 2239 nt
Organism: Folsomia candida
Lineage: Eukaryota; Metazoa; Arthropoda; Collembola; Entomobryomorpha; Isotomidae
Product: methionine synthase reductase
Exons: 12
Coding region: 179-2179 (666 amino acids)
Biological process (GO): homocysteine metabolic process
Cellular component (GO): cytosol
Molecular function (GO): flavin adenine dinucleotide binding; FMN binding; [methionine synthase] reductase (NADPH) activity
Source: RefSeq, a predicted model, not a curated record